AUGGCGCCUCACGACAGCGACGUCAACUUUCUUCCUGUCGCAAUUGCCACGCUUGAAACCAUUCAGAUGCGUCAGGGCAAGUCAUGGGAGCCCAUUCUUGAUCUCUUGCGCGAGAUGCGAGAUGCCAACCUGCCGUCUCAGCCUCACCUCGACCUCGACCUCGACCUUCUCCCUCCGAUUGACCAUUAUCUAUCUGCCCACGACCAUCACAACAUAGUUCAGGACGCUCUCUGGACUAUAUCAUCGGAUCUGGUCAACGUGGCUGACGAGGCACCUGUCCUGCUCCGCACGAUGUCUUUGGUCUACGAGUUAUACUCUAGUCGCACAAUGGCAAACUUUCUCGUUAACCACAUUCUUGCUCAUCCAGUCGAGCGCGCCCAGGAUUUUGCGGUAUAUAUGCGGCCGAUGAACCGAGUCGCUAACAUCCUCUUUGGAUGGCGCGGGACACACCGUUUCUACGCGCUGUACCCUUACAUUCCUCAGUUUACGACGCGUCAGCUUACUGCAAUCACACUGCAUCGCCUGUGA
Molecule: messenger RNA, 528 nt
Organism: Peniophora sp. CBMAI 1063
Lineage: Eukaryota; Fungi; Basidiomycota; Agaricomycetes; Russulales; Peniophoraceae
Source: the annotation of a GenBank genome assembly